AUGGGCUUUUUCAUUGACUCCAUAUCAGAAGCCAAGGAGGACAACGUCAGAAAAUGGAUAAACAGACGGUUUAUAUUAACCUUGUUGAUGUUGGUCGUUCCAAUCGGGUAUUUGGCGUUUAUUUCAAGCCCAGAAUAUGCAGUUCCGAUGAGGAUGAGUGAAUCAGCAACGUUAGUAGCUAUUGCAAAUGAUGAAUUUAAUCAGCAACGAAAGAUGGAUGAAUUUGCAAAGGAAAUCCAGGGCUUUCAUGGCUCCAGGUGAGAGUUUUUUGUUUGGUGCUUUUUGUUUUAGGUAUGAAAACGAGAUUUUCUACUUAGAAGGUGCUAUUAGGUGUGGUUUAGCUGAUGGAAUGUAUUUUUCUUUCUUUUAGUUUCUUUUUAUACCUAAAAUUGACAUAUUAUAUUAUUUGUUACCUAUUAAAAUCAAAAAUUACUUUAAAAUAUUUUUUGCGAUUUCAUACGUUCCAAACUUACUUUUUUAGAAACCUGACUAGUAAAUUCAUCCAACGAAUAUUCCGUGAGCAGCAGAUUGAAGUAUACGAACAGAAGUUUGUCAAUAAAGUAUCAGUAAGUCAUGUUCAAUAUAAUUUGAUUGGUUUUUAGAAGCGAACUGGUAUCAACACCUUUGCUGUGCUUAGAGCCUAUCGUAGCGUCCCCGAAGAAGCGAUUUUAGUGGUUGUCCAGAAUUCCAAGAAGCAGACACAUGCUGUAACGACGGCCUUGGCCUUGGCACUCUACGCCAAAAGUGAGAUUUUGACAUUUUCUCACCGAAAAGCUCUUAAUGUGUAGUGAAAACGGCUUUUCAAUUGUCUGAAUGACUUUUCAGCCAAGCACUACUGGGCUAGAGACCUGAUCUUCCUCUUCGUUGAUGGCCGCGAACCUUUUGUUGGGACUCAAGCUUUUCUCGCCGCCUACAAUGGAGAAUCCCUUCCAUUGGUCGAAUUCGACCCUCUGGAGACAAAUUCCGGCUUCAUCAUUGGUGGGGUGUGUUUGGACAUCGAUACAACGCACUUUACCCACAUGCUUGUCCAAUAUGUCUCUUUGAAUGGGAUUUUGCCAAAUUUGGACACAAUCAAUUCGAUUAAUCGAAUGAGCCGAAAAUAUGGUAUCCCAACAAUAAUGAGGACCCAAGAGAUCGGCGAGAAAGAUAUUAUCAAGAGACAUGUUGAGACGUUGUUCAGAGGAGUCAUUUCUCAGGUAAGUGUCUAGUGCAAUAUAUUUUUUUUGAAGUUUAGAUAUAAGAAUGGAAUUAAACGACUUGUUUAUGUCAUUAUAAUUAUCGUUAGCUAAUGAUGCGUUCAAUUUCAGGCUUUUAACGAGCUGGAAGGUCUCCAUUCUAUCCUAAAUCAAUAUGGAAUCCACUCGUUAACUCUGAAGCCGUACAACGCCGGAAAUCGUUUUCAUAGAUUUGAGGUCAAAAAUGCCAUGCCAAGAAUCACUGAGGGCAUUGUGAGAAGUUUGAACAAUAUUUUGGAACGAUUCCAUCAGAGUUAUUUCUUCUAUCUGAUGUUAUCCAAGGAUUAUUUCUUGUCCAUCGCCUUCUUCUCACCGGCCAUUGGAAUGUUCUUGGUGGUUUUUGUUCUCCAUCAAUUUAGUGGGUGGUAAGCGGUUUAAUUUUUGUAUCAGAAAAUAUCGAGAGCGUAUUUUACAUUGUUUUAGGGGGAAAAAAAUAUUUUUUGCGUUUUUUGUGGUCAAAUCUGCGGAUUUUAUCUAUUUCUCCUUUAAAAAAUACAGUAAUAUUUUAAGGUUGGACGCGAAAAAGUUUGUCCUCCCCACAGAAUGGAUCUGCAUUUAUGUUUUCUCCGGCUUAUCCUACUUUCUUCAUUGCCUCCUAAUGACUGACAACGUUGUAGUGGAAGAGCUCGCAAAGUUUUGUCAUGACGUUGGAAUCGAUGAGGAAUUCCAUUUUGCGACAAUUUUCCUCGCAACAAACCUGCUUUUACCGGUCAUUGUUAGCCGAAAAAUGUGAGUGUUUACUUGAUUUUUUUCUUUUUUUUGGGUUCGUAAAAGAGUAAGGAGGGAAAUUUUAAAUUUUAUCCUUUUUUUAUAAAAAUUUGAUGAUGAAAACUAUUGUUUUGAUAAAGAAAAAUGUCUUCCGCACAGUGCGGAUGGUUUCAAAUGCCUUUUCCCCAUCUAAUUUUGUUGAAAACAAACGAAUUCCGCAGUGUGCCCGGUUAGCUCAGUCGGUAGAGCACCAGACUCUUAAUCUGGCUGUCGCGGGUUCGAGCCCCGCAUCGGGCUAAGGCUAUUUUUGAUUUUUUUGCUUGGAAAUUAUUAUUUUUUUGUUCGAAAAUUAUUUGAUUAAUUUUUUCUGAAGAUUUUCUAAACCAUUUUUCUCAUUUUUCAAAUUUUUUGUAGAUUUUUCUCACGUAAUUUAUCCAUAUUUUUUUAGAUCAUCUCAUGAUGAGCACGCCACGACCCGAUUCCUCCAUCUUACCCUCGUUUUGAACGUUGUGUUGUGCAUUGGACUUCUCCAUUUCUCCCUGACUUUCUACUGGUGCAUUUAUAUUUGCCUGGCCCUGCUUGGAAGCAAGAUACUGUAAGUUUUCUUCUAUUUUCGCGGAAAUAUUAUAUUUUUUUAGAAGACGAAAUAAUGUGAUAACCAGAACGAUUUUUUCCCUUCUCUUAUCACCAAUUGUGUUUUAUGCGGCAACGAUUUGGGUGGCCAAAGAAUAUGAUUUCUGGCCGAAUGGCUUGGCCAUAAAACAGUUGGAUAAAGGUGGGCGCUAUUUUUGAAGCUUUUCUGAAAGCAUUUGUAUUUGGCAUUUAAAAACUUCUAAAUGCCAAAUUACCCCUUUUCAGGGCGUUUUUGGAAUUGAAACACUUCAAUUUGCAUCAAAUUAAUGGCCUUAUCUUUUAGGGUUGGACCUCAAGAACGUGCUGAUUACAUUAUACAAGGAGGGACAACGCCACGUCCUCGCACAUGUCCAGUUUAACUCGAUGAACUUUCUGGUGUUCGCAUUGUUCAUCCAGCCCACUCAUCUCGUUCUAACUGCCUUAUUAGGCGAUGAAUUUGAGGUCAAGCCGAUUACAGUCGAUGAGAAAUCGCAUGAGAAGGAGGAGUAG
This is a messenger RNA of Bursaphelenchus xylophilus (pine wood nematode), 3065 nucleotides long. The record is from the annotation of a GenBank genome assembly. NCBI's taxonomy places the organism in Eukaryota, Metazoa, Nematoda, Chromadorea, Rhabditida, Aphelenchoididae.